Lindgomyces ingoldianus is the source of this 979-nucleotide messenger RNA. RefSeq lists its product as uncharacterized. The record is from RefSeq and is a predicted model, not a curated record. The transcript has a single exon. Bases 318 to 800 code for a protein of 160 amino acids. NCBI's taxonomy places the organism in Eukaryota, Fungi, Ascomycota, Dothideomycetes, Pleosporales, Lindgomycetaceae.
GUAGUAAAGCCCCAAUUAAGCAGUUACAGUCAUCCAAUUGACCACCUCCGAUCAAUAAUCACGCUUCUCCAAUCCCUCUAGGAGAAUUAGCUGUCACCUGUGAAAAGGGACCACGAUCAUCAUUGCACACAACCCCUCCCUCCAGCCCUAAAUUCUUACUCAAAUCUCACUCACAUCUCUAAUCGACGCCCCCUCCAGCCCUUAUUGAACCCGACCACUUACACCCUUACACGCACACAGCCGCCGCAUACGCCCGCCUGGCACCCAUCACCCACACCGCAUCGUCGCAGUCGCAGGGGUACAACAGGUCAGUCAACAUGACACCCAACGCCACCCGCAGCACCCUGCUGCGAAACAGAACGCAAAACUUCUGCACUGCACUACUGUCGCCACCUCCACCAUCACAGCUGCUGGAUGCCUAUUUCUCUGCUACUACUCCGCCGCAUAUCACAGAACACGGGCCUACAUGGGCUUCGUCACGGCUUCCGUUUCUAGGGAAGACGUUUGAGGGGAAAGACGGCUGUAUCAAUUACUUCACUGUUCUAGCACAGACGUUGGACAUGCAUAUGCAUGCGGAUACAUUUCCUCCUGCGGAUGGGUUUAUCGUGGAUGCGGAGGCGGGUGGAGGGACGGGCUUGGUGAGUGUAGUCGGGAGUGCAGAGUUCAGUAGUGUGAAGACUGGGAAGCGGUGGCAUGAGCAGUUCAUAUAUCGGUUUUCUGAUUUCGAUGCUGAAGGGAGGUUUGGGCAUUGGGAGAUUUGGGCGGAUCCGUUGAGUGCGUGGGAGGCAGUUGGAGAGUGACCUGAUCUGUUUGUGUUCAAUUCUAUGGGCUUGUUUGAUUGGUGUGUUUGGUAUCUUCUUUUUAUUGAUUCUGUUAAAUGGGGAGCGUAGCUAGCUGGCUUUAUGUCUCUCUACGUGCGAGCUCUGUGAAAUAGCAGAGUGUAAUGAUUCCGUGCCCAUGAAAAUAAUAGCCUUCAACC